Messenger RNA from Lutra lutra (Eurasian river otter), 2281 nucleotides. It is a transcript of the gene SLC22A31, whose product is annotated as solute carrier family 22 member 31. Gene Ontology annotation, molecular function: transmembrane transporter activity. The transcript has 9 exons. Bases 817 to 2088 code for a protein of 423 amino acids. The record is from RefSeq and is a predicted model, not a curated record. Gene Ontology annotation, biological process: transmembrane transport. Gene Ontology annotation, cellular component: membrane. NCBI's taxonomy places the organism in Eukaryota, Metazoa, Chordata, Mammalia, Carnivora, Mustelidae.
CCGCCUCCCCCUCCCCCCUUCCCGCCCCGCCCUGCCCGCACCUUCUCCGUCCCCCUGUCUCCUGCCCGCGGCCUGCUGGGGCUGUUCGCGGGGCUCCUAGUUGGGGUAGACGGUGCCACAGGGGCCCCGGAAGGCAGGGGCCAGGCCUGCUGGCGGCACCUGCCGCCCGAAGCGUGCCAGUGUGGGCCGGCGGCCUGGAGGAAGAGGCGUUCGGUGGACGGUAGGAGCGCAGAGCGGCCAGGGGGUCCGCGGUGCGUGGCGCUGCGGGGCCAACGAACGGAGCGAGCUGUGGCUUGGGGCCGUGUAGGUGUCGAAACGGAGUCCCCGAGAUAGGAGGCUUUGAAUCCUGGCGGCCCGCAGCGCAGCAAGCCUUCCCCCCUCCGCACCCGCAGGGGCCAGCUGGACGGAGCGGGAGUGGGGGCACUUCAGGGGUCUCUGGGAAGAGAUGGGAGGGGGCGGCUGGGACCUCCCAGGUCCCUCUCCCUCGCCUCCGUCCCUUGGGCUGGGACCUGCCCAGCUGGGCUUCCCUCCCGGCCUCUGUCCCACUGCCCUGAACUGUUCCUGGGAGGAUUGGCCCCAGUGCAGAAACUGGGACAGGGUUGCCACAUCCCUGCCUGGAGUCCUGAAACCGCCCGGGCUUCUCCUCCUCCGCCCGCUGUGUUCCCGUCGCACCUGCCCUUCUGUUGGGACACAGACCAGUCAGCGCCCCACCAGCUUCCGUGAAUGUUUGGUUUUUAAACUAGAAACUCGGAUGUAGUGUGACUCAAAGUGUGGAACCUCGUGUGUGAGGACGGCUGGAAGGUGCCCCUGGAGCAGAUGAGCCACUGCCUGGGCUGGCUGCUGGGCUGUGUCCUCCUUGGUGCAGGCUGUGACCGGUAUGGACGUCGGGCUGUGUUUGUGGCCUCCCUGGUGCUGGCCACAGGCCUGGGGGCCAGUGAGGCCCUGGCCGCCAGCUUUCCUGCCCUGGUGGCUCUGAGGCUGCUUCAUGGGGGGUCCUUGGCGGGCUUUGGCCUGGCCCUGUACGUGGCUCGUCUGGAGCUGUGUGACCCCCCUCACCGCCUGGCAUUCUCCAUGGUGGGUGGCCUCUUCUCGGUGCUGGGCACCCUGCUGCUGCCCGGCCUGGCCCUGCUCGUGCAAGACUGGCGCCUUCUGCAGGGGCUGAGCGCCCUGGUCACGGGGCUCUUGCUCCUGUUCUGGGGGUUCCCAUCGCUGUUCCCGGAGUCUCCCCGCUGGCUGCUGGCCACGGGACAGCCAGCCCGAGCCGGGAAGAUCCUGGGGCACUUUGCGGAAGCCGGGGGUGUGGACCCCGAGGACAGCUCGGAGGAGGAGAGCUCCCUGGCUAUGGGCACAGAACUGGAUAUGCUGGGUGCAGGGGGCCCCCAGCCCCAGUACCACUCCGUCCUGGAACUCCGGCACACCUGCGUCGCCUGGAGGAACGGACUCAUCCUCGGCUUCAGUUCGCUGAGCUGCGGGGGCAUCCGAGCCAGCUUCCUGCGCAGCCUGACCCCGAGGGAGCCCACCUUCUACCAGCCCUACUUCCUGGGCGCUGGCCUGGAAGCAGGAGCCAGCGUGUUCCUGCUGCUGACGGGGGACCGCUGGGGACGACGCCCAGUCCUCUUGCUGGGCACCCUGGCCAUGGGCUUGGCGUCCCUGUUGCUCCUAGCCGGGACCCAGUACCUGCCAGAAUGGACCCUGCUGUCCCUCUCUGCCCUGGGCCUCCUGGCCUCCCAGGCCGUGUCGGCUGUCAGCGCGCUCCUCGCCGCAGAGGUUCUCCCCACGGUGAUCAGGGGGGCCGGGCUGGGCCUCGUGCUGGGGGCCGGCUUCCUGGGCCAGGCGGCCGCCCCCCUGGCCGACCUGCCGGGCCGGCGCGGCUUCUUCCUGCACCACGUGGUGUUCGCCGCCUUCGCGGUCCUGGCCCUGCUGCUUGUGCUGCUGCUGCCCGAGAGCCGCGGCUGCGCGCUGCCCGUGUCGCCGCGGGACGCCGACCGCCUGUGCCGCGCCCCCCUCCGCCGCCCGGGCCCGGCCCGCCUGCCGCUGCUGCCGCCCAUCCCCUGCGCGGUGGGGCAGCCGCUGGCCCAGGAGAACUGAGCGCAGCCCCCUCCGGCGGGCGGCUGUGACCCAAGGCGGAGCCCCCACCCCCUGGAGCCCCCGUCGCUCAGCACCCCCGCCCCAUGUGGAGGAUGAAGGCGGCACCGUGGAGCUUGGCGUCCUCGCUGCUCUUUCCCGCGGCCCCGGGCCACCCGCUCCGUGCAGCUGACUCCCGCCAGCCCCACACCCUGGG